Molecule: messenger RNA, 2625 nt
Organism: Scedosporium apiospermum
Lineage: Eukaryota; Fungi; Ascomycota; Sordariomycetes; Microascales; Microascaceae
Product: putative glycosyl hydrolase protein
Exons: 6
Coding region: 1-2625 (874 amino acids)
Biological process (GO): glycoprotein catabolic process; protein quality control for misfolded or incompletely synthesized proteins; carbohydrate metabolic process
Cellular component (GO): nucleus; cytosol
Molecular function (GO): carbohydrate binding; peptide-N4-(N-acetyl-beta-glucosaminyl)asparagine amidase activity
Source: RefSeq, a predicted model, not a curated record
AUGAUGCGUCUCCGAAUUUCUUUCGCUCAUAUUCUUCUCGGAGGCUUAGCGACGGUCGAGGCAGCCGACCUUGCCGGCUUCGUCCGGACAAACACUGGUUCUAUUGGUGGAGGCAAUACCUUCCCCGGUGUAACCCGCCCGCUUGGUAUGAUCAAACUCGGACCCGACCUGUACAAUGGCAGAGACAGCUACUCGGGCUACCAACCCGAUGGCAACUUUAUCGGCUUCAGCAUGCUCCACGAGAGUGGCACUGGUGGUGCGCCCAAAUAUGGUGUUGUUGCGCAGAUGCCCGUUGUUGGAGAAAUUCCAAAUCCUCUCGCCGAUAUCAGUCAACCGAGAGGGGCGGACGACGUGACAGAAGUUGGUUAUUAUAGGUCUACGACGCAAAAUGGCAUCGAAAUCGAGCUUGCUGCGGCAAGCAGAGCAGGAUUUUAUCAGUAUACCUUUCCCGAGGGACAGGGCGACCCGGCAAUCGUGGUGGAUGUAUCCCACGUCCUCAAGUCGUAUCGUGGCAUGGGCCUAGAGCAACAUUAUCUUGGUGGUGGGAUUUCUGUGCACAAGGAGGGCGAACAAGGUCACCUCUCGUAUCGUGGAUAUGGACGAUACGAUAAUGGUUGGAACAAAGCUCCGACGUGGGUUGUUUAUUUCUGCGGAUACUUCGACAAGCCGGCGACGUACAAGACAUUCUUGGGAACGAGACCCGACGGCGAAGAUCUCGAUUGGUAUGAAGAGAGGGACAAGGUGGAUUUCUCGCUCAACAGGCUGGGUGCCGUCUUCUCCUUCAAGGACACCGAGGUGAAGUCUCGCGUUGGCGUGUCCUUCAUUUCCACUGACCAGGCGUGUCGGAAUGUGAAUAAUGAGAUUCCGGACGGAACUUCGCUGUCAAAACUGCGAGAUGAUACGAGGAAGGAGUGGGGGGAUAAAGUGCUUUCCAAAGUGACAACCACCGAAACCGAUCCUGAGCUGUUGGCCCGUCUUUACUCCGCGCUCUAUUUUAUGAACCUUCUGCCUCAGAACAAGACGGGGGAGAAUCCACUCUGGGAGUCUGAAGAGCCGUAUUACGACGAUAUAUUUACCUUUUGGGAUACCUUCCGGUGCACCACGUCUCUCUUCCACAUCCUCCAGCCCGAGACAUACGAGGAAUUUAUCCGGUCCUGGGUCGACAUCUGGAGACACGAGGGCUUCAUGUCCGACGCGCGAUCCUCCUUUUGGAACGGUGCCGUACAGGGUGGUUCAAAUGUCGACAACGUCUUCGCCGAUGCUUACGUGAAGGGUGUCAGAGGCAAGAUUAACUGGGAGGACGCCUAUCAAGCAAUGGUGACGGAUGCUGAGGUCGCGCCACCUCCUGGGACUGAUAACCGCGACGCCGGAGGGUCAGCAAAAGAGGGUCGGGGAGCACUUCCCGACUGGCUUUCGCGUGGCUAUAUCACAACCAAGUUCGCUCGGUCUGUGACUCGUGCUGUAGAGUAUUCCACAAAUGACUUUGCGCUGUACCAGGUAGCGCUGGGGUUGGGUCAUAAGGAGGACGCUGCGAAAUAUCUGGGCAGAUCGCGAAACUGGCGAAACCAUUGGAAUAAAGACAUGGCGGCCUUGGGCCAUAGUGGUUUCCUUGGCCCGCGAGAUGAGGGAGGGAACUUUAUUGAUCAGGACCCUCUCAGUUGCGGCGGAUGUUACUGGGGAAAUCAUUACUACCAAGGUCUCCCAUGGGAAUACACCUUCAACGCACACCACGACAUCUCCACCCUCAUCGACUGGAGCGGCGGCAAAGACGCCUUCAUCGACCGGCUCGAGCUCACCUUCAGGCCCGGAAUCAUCUCCGGCAACGAGCAAUUCGACCACACCAUCUUUAACCCGGGCAACGAGCCCAGCUUCGGCACCCCUUACCUCUACAACUUUGUCGGUCGCCAGGACCUUUCCUCCCUGCGGAGCCGUUUUAUCGCAAAGUCGUAUUAUAGCCCAACUCCGGGCGGCCUGCCCGGCAACAGCGACGCGGGAGCCAUGGAAUCUUGGCUGUUGUGGAACAUGAUCGGCCUUUACCCUCUCACGGGACAAACUACCUUUCUCAUCGGAUCUCCCUGGCUCAAAGACCUCACGAUUAACUUGGGAGGCGGGGCUAAGCUCGAAAUCACUGCUCAAGGCGCCUCUUCCGAAGAUGCAAUCUACGUCCAGUCUCUCAAGGUCAACGGGAAGGACUGGGAUAAGGCCUGGGUUUCUUGGAACGACGUCUUCCGCGACGGCGGCAAGAUGGAGUUUAUCCUCGGAAAAAGCCCCGUUAAUUGGGCUACCGGACCGCCACCGCCUAGUCCGGCUGUCGGCGACGGUCUUGACGUGCCCGAGCCGCCCGAGUCUCCGGAGCGGAGGAGGUCUUUGACUACUCGUGACUACAUCGCUGGCGGCGUCAUCGUUGUUGCCCUAGGAGGGAGUGUCGGCCUCAUUAUUACUCUGGGGUAUAAGCAUGUUAGCAAGAAGAAGGAUAAGACGGCCAAGUCUGGAUAUCGGAGGGCGAGGGUGAGUGACUCGGGUGAAGAGCCUGAAAGUGACCGGCCUUUUGAAGAGUCAGACUCUGAUUUGGAGAGGGCAUUGGAUACGAGGAGCAGGAGCAGGAGAAGUGCGUUGAGGAGCUAG